AUGUGCAGCCUGCCCGGGGUUAUCCUGCUCCUCCUGACAGGAGCCGCCUCUGCGGAGGAGCCGCGGAUCUGGCAGAGCCCAGUGCAGCUCUGGCUGCCCCCCGGGGCGACGGUGGAGCUGAGCUGCAACAUCUCGGGCAGCCCAUGGGACGCCAAUUGGUACAGGGAGAAGCCGGACGGCAGCUUGGAAUGGAUUUACCAGAGCACAGAGUCCUCGAAACCAAAGGGGAGAUACUCAGGGACGGUGAGAGCACCGGGAUUUUUCUCCUUUAAUAUCAGCGAUGUGCAGCGUGAGGACUCUGGGUCUUAUUACUGCACCUCCUCCGUGUUGCACUCCCACUUCGGGGACGGGACCAGGCUCCUCGUCACAGAUGCCACGGAGCCCAAGCUCUCCAUCCUGGUGCCCGUGGACGCGGAGGAGCCCUCGGACGUUGUCCCCCUGCUGUGCCACCUCCACGACCUCCCCAGGGGCUGGGACACCGUCCGCUGGCACCACGGCAGGGACACCCCGGUGACGGCUGAGGCCGUGGACGAGCGCGGGGUCCUCGGCGCCUGGAGCCUCACCUGGGUCUCGGCCAAGCGCUGGGACGGGGCCGCGGCGUGCAUGGCCACGGAGAGUGGCACGGGCAGGAACGUCAGUGGGGCUGUCAGCGGGACCGUCAGCACAGCAGGAUGCUUCCUGUGGCUGCUGGCGUUCGUGCCGCCCGGCGCCGCCGUCCUCGGGUUGAUCCGGUGGGCAUCCCGGCUCCGCCGAAGGCCGGCCCGCGCAGUGCUGAGACGGGGCCCGGAGACCGAGUGCGAGUACGCGGCGGUGGGGCACUGA
Cygnus atratus (black swan) is the source of this 822-nucleotide messenger RNA. RefSeq lists its product as uncharacterized. NCBI's taxonomy places the organism in Eukaryota, Metazoa, Chordata, Aves, Anseriformes, Anatidae. Gene Ontology annotation, biological process: response to bacterium. The coding region runs from base 1 to 822 and encodes 273 amino acids. The transcript has 5 exons. The record is from RefSeq and is a predicted model, not a curated record.